Carassius auratus (goldfish) is the source of this 1871-nucleotide messenger RNA. Its product is annotated as NLR family CARD domain-containing protein 3-like. Bases 1 to 1845 code for a protein of 614 amino acids. Lineage: Eukaryota; Metazoa; Chordata; Actinopteri; Cypriniformes; Cyprinidae. The record is from RefSeq and is a predicted model, not a curated record. The transcript is spliced from 2 exons.
AUGAAACAUGAUGAGUCUGUGAAUCAACCACAGGACUUUGAUGAAAGCUUUUGUCAUGGCAUCAGCCAUGGUGUCCUCAGCACAUUUAGAUCAAAUCUGAAGAAGAAGUUUGAGUAUCUGUAUGAGGGAACAGCGACGCAGGGAAACCCAAAACUCCUGAAUGAGAUCUACACAGAGCUCUACAUCACAGAGAGUGAGAGUGGAGAGAUCAGUAAUGAACACGAGGUGAGACAGAUUGAGACUCAAUCCAGGAGAGAAGCAACAGAGGACACACCGAUCAAAUGUAGUGACAUCUUUAGAGCUUUACCUGGACAAGACAAACCCAUCAGAACUGUGCUGACAAAGGGAGUCGCUGGCAUUGGAAAAACAGUCUCUGUGCAGAAGUUCAUCAUGGACUGGGCUGAAGGGAAAGAGAAUCAGGACGUCCAGCUCAUAUUUCCUCUUCCUUUCAGAGAGAUCAAUCUGAUGAAGGACAAAACACUCAGUCUUUCAGGUCUCCUUCAGGUCUUUUUCCCUGAAACAAAAGAAAUGGAAAUAUCCAGUGAUGAAUAUAAAGUGUUGUUCAUCUUUGAUGGUCUGGACGAGUGUCGUAUGUCUCUAGAUUUUCAGAGUGAUGUAAGGUUGUGUGAUGUAAGUGAAUCAGCAUCAGUGGAUGUGCUGCUUAAGAACCUCAUUGUGGGGAAUCUGCUUCCCUCUGCUCUCAUCUGGAUCACCUCCAGACCAGCAGCAGCUGAUCUCGUCCCCUCUGAGUGUGUCCAUCGAGUGACAGAGGUACGAGGCUUCAAUGACCCACAGAAGGAGGAAUACUUCAGAAAGAGAGUCAGUGAUCAGAGUCUGGCCGAGAGGAUCAUCUCACACCUGAAGUCAUCAAGGAGCCUCUUCAUCAUGUGCCACAUCCCAGUGUUCUGCUGGAUCUCAGCCGCUGUUCUGGAGAAGAUGUUGAGUCGAGCAGAGAGUGGAGAGAUUCCCAAGACUCUCACUCAGAUGUACACACACUUCCUGCUCCUUCAGACCAACAUCAAACAUGAGAAGGACUAUGAGAAGAAGAUGACAGAUGAAGACAUGAUCCUCAAACUGGGGAAACUGGCUUUUCAGCAGCUUGUGAAAGGCAAUCUGAUCUUCUAUGAGGAAGACCUGAGAGAGUGUGGCAUUGAUGUGACAGAAGCAUCAGUGUACUCAGGAUUGUGCUCUCAGAUCUUCAGAGAGGAGUUUGGCUGGUAUCAGGGGAAAGUCUUCAGCUUUGUUCAUCUGAGCAUUCAGGAACAUCUAGCAGCUCUAUAUGUGCACCUCUUUUUUAUAAAGAACUGCUCACAAAUGUUCCCUAGUUUGACCUCUGACCUCUCUAUGUUAUUUAAGUAUACUUUAUCAGACAUACAUCAGAGAGCUGUGAAUGAGGCUCUAAAGAGUAAAAAUGGACAUCUGGACCUUUUCCUGCGGUUUCUUCUGGGUCUGUCAGUGGAGUCUCAUCAGGUUCUUUUACAGGAAUUAAUGAAACAGACAAGAAGCAGCUCUGACAGCAAUGAGGAAACAAUUGAGUACAUCAAGAUGAAGAUCAGAACCAUUGACUCUCCAGGGAAAUCCAUCAAUCUGUUCCACUGUCUGAAUGAACUGGGUGAUCAUUCACUAGUGGAGGAAAUACAACAGUAUCUGAAAUCUGGAAAAAUACAUGAAGCCAAACUCUCUUCAUCUCAGUGGUCAGCUGUAGCUUUUGUGUUAUUUACAUCAGAGAAUGAGCUGGAUGUAUUUGACAUUAAUAAUUUUGUUGGAGAAAACAGAGAAACCAAAAAAAUUGAAGUUUUUCAGAAGCUGCUGCCUGCGAUUAACAAAUACAGAUCAGUUCAGUAAGUAUCAUGAGAACAAUCACUUCACUG